CGACUUCAGGCGAGCUUUUUGAGACCUCCCUUGGUUGCAAUCGGCUAUUCUCGUCUACUUUCGAGGCGAGCCGCAGCUCAUCUCAAACAAGCCUAUUAUAUAUUUGUUUUACAUUGUAUAUUUCGUUUAUCCCAUUGUUUUCUCAGCCGUUUUGAAUAACGUUUUAAAUAAAGUAUUUUAAAGUGCUCAACUGCAGUUUAAACUGUAUUUAGUCUACGUUCAACUUUAUUUAUGUCGUUUUAUUUUCUCAACGUAGUUUCCUCAUGUGAAUGAUUCUGAAGUGUUAUUGAUACUUUGUACGUUGACAGUUUUAAACAAAGUUUUUUUUGUUUUUAAGAACUCGGUAGCCGUUUAAAGAUGGCGGCGGUGAAGUUGUUGACAGUUGUACUUCUGAACUUUUUCUUCACGUUUGUCUCGUCUUUGUACUUUCACAUGGGGGACACCGAGAGGAAAUGCUUCAUGGAGAAGAUCCCGGACGAGACGAUGCUCAUGGGAAACUAUCGGACCCGGCUGUUUGACGGACAGAGAGACGAGUACCUGCCGGUCUCUCAGAACAUCACCUUAUCAGUCCAGGUCAAAGAUCCUAAUGACAAGCUGGUUCUGUCUCGGUCUCACGGCUCGGAGGGAAGCUUCAGAGUCAGAUCUAAGGAACCUGGAGGAUACCAGAUCUGUCUGCAAACAAACUGUUCACAGCACCCCCUGCCUGCUGGAGUCCUGCUGGCGGUUCACCUGGACCUCCGAGCGGCCCAGAGAACAAACAACUACACUGAGAUCGCUGUGAGAGAAAAACUGCAACAUAUGCAGCUGAGAGUCCGACAGCUGAUGGAGCAGGUUCUACAGAUCCAGCAGGAGCAGAACUACCAGAGGUUGAGAGAAAGAGAUAUCCUUGAGGUGACACAAAACACCAACAUGUGGAUCUUCUGGUGGCCGGUCGCCCGCUCGCUCUACGUGGUUUUCAUCAUCAUCUGGCACACCAAGUCCUGGUGACGCUCCUCUUCAGUACACUUUGGACCUACAAGGGAAACAACAACAAAAUGGGACUUAUGAAACUUGUAAAUAUUUUCAGAAGCAUAAUCAAAUACUUUUUUAUAUACUGAGACUCCCCCCCCCACCCGACAUCAGAAUACCUUUAUUAGUCCCACAUGUACAUUGUUACAGCAGAAAAGAGCCAAAGACAGCCAAAUGUCACCUAAGUAGAAAUAAGUAGUAAACAAAAUUUAAAAUACAAGUUACAAAAAACACAUCCUGAUGAGGGCCGUAAUUUGCACACCCCUUUUAUAUAGUCUGACCACUGCAGGAAGGAAGGGCCUGAGAUUAUUUGAAAUACUUUUUUAUAUACUGAGACCCCCCCCCCCAACCCGACAUGACAUGAUUAGUUCACCUGGAGAAGGACGAUAAGGAGAGGAGUCCCAGCAGGAACUCCAGGGCGUAGAAGAGUAGCAGCACGGCGCCGAGGAUGAACUCCAGCCGCAGGACGAAGGUCUGGAGCAACAGGAAGUAAACAGCCAGCGCCGUGCAGGGGAACAGGAUGAAGAGCGACGCACACGAGGCCAGAGAGCGCUCACACAGGUUCCCCUUCCACCCUGAAAACACCUUGAAAGCUUAGCGGUGGUGACUUGAAGUCAUGUGACCGUGCUGUAGUUCCUUUAUAGCCCAACAUUAGCCACCUUUAGCUUAGCGGUGGUGACUUGAAGUCAUGUGACCGUGCUGUAGUUCCUUUAUAGCCCAACAUUAGCCACCUUUAGCUUAGCGGUGGUGACUUAAAGUCAUGUGACCGUGCUGUAGUUCCUUUAUAGCCCAACAUUAGCCACCUUUAGCUUAGCGGUGGUGACUUGAAGUCAUGUGACCGUGCUGUAGUUCCUUUAUAGCCCAACAUUAGCCACCUUUAGCUUAGCGGUGGUGACUUGAAGUCAUGUGACCGUGCUGUAGUUCCUUUAUAGCCUAUUUCUGGCUUUUUACUUAAAAAAUCACAAGGUGGUUAAUAUGUGGAGAUUAUCCUGCGAAAUGUAAGUAUUAAAAAAUAAAGGUGUGUUUGCCAAA
Molecule: messenger RNA, 2040 nt
Organism: Gymnodraco acuticeps
Lineage: Eukaryota; Metazoa; Chordata; Actinopteri; Perciformes; Bathydraconidae
Product: transmembrane emp24 domain-containing protein 9-like
Exons: 6
Coding region: 358-987 (209 amino acids)
Biological process (GO): Golgi organization; endoplasmic reticulum to Golgi vesicle-mediated transport; intracellular protein transport
Cellular component (GO): endoplasmic reticulum-Golgi intermediate compartment; endoplasmic reticulum; COPII-coated ER to Golgi transport vesicle
Source: RefSeq, a predicted model, not a curated record